CUACACACUGACCAAGAUAAAGGAGACGGAAAUUUAAAAUACAUAUUAACAGGAGAUGGGGCUGGCAGUCUGUUCAUUAUAGAUGAAAAUACAGGAGAUAUUCAUGCUGCAAAGAAAUUGGACAGAGAAGAAAAGUCCCUGUAUGUGCUACGUGCCAAGGCUAUAGACAGAAAAACUGGAAGACAAGUGGAGCCAGAGUCUGAAUUUAUCAUUAAAAUCCACGAUAUCAAUGACAAUGAGCCAAAAUUCACCAAGGACAUGUACACUGCCAGUAUUCCGGAGAUGUCUGGAGUUGGUACAUCUGUUAUUCAAGUGACAGCCACAGAUGCUGACGAUGCCAACUAUGGAAACAGUGCCAAAGUGGUGUACAGCAUCCUCCAGGGACAGCCGUAUUUCUCAGUGGAUCCAGAAACAGGUAUAAUCAAGACUGCUUUACCGGACAUGAGCAGAGAAAACAGGGAACAGUAUCAAGUGGUCAUCCAGGCCAAAGACAUGGGAGGUCAGAUGGGAGGACUAUCAGGAACCACCACUGUGAACAUCACGCUGACUGAUGUCAAUGACAAUCCACCUCGCUUCCCCCAGAGCACCUACCAGUUCAGCUCUCCUGAGUCUGCACCACCUGGGACUUCUCUUGGCAGAAUUAAAGCCAAUGACCCCGAUGUGGGUGAAAAUGCAGAGAUUGAGUAUAACAUCUCCAAUGGGGAUGGAUCAGACAUGUUUGAUAUCAUCACUGACAAGGACACACAGGAAGGGAUUAUAACUGUCAAAAAGCAUCUGGAUUUUGAAAACAAGAUGUUAUACACCUUAAGAGUGGAAGCAACCAACACUCAUCCUGAUCCUCGUUUUCUUCAGCUGGGGCCAUUCAAAGACACGGCUUUGGUCAAAAUUUCUGUGGAAGACAUAGACGAACCUCCAGUGUUCAGCAGACCCUGGUAUUUAAUAGAGGUAGAUGAAGAUGUCAAGGAAGGAAGCAUUAUUGGGCAGGUUGUAGCCCAAGAUCCAGAUAUAACAAAGAAUGCAAUAAAAUACUCUGUGGAUCGACACACUGACCUUGACAGAAUAUUCAACAUCUAUUCAGGAAAUGGAUCCUUAUUCAUCUCAAAGCCCCUUGACCGGGAAGAAACUCCCUGGCACAACAUCACUGUCAUAGCAACUGAAAUCAAUAAUCCUAAACAAAGUAGCCAGAUACCUGUCUUCAUCCGGAUUUUAGACAUAAAUGAUCAUGCACCAGAAUUUGCCAAAUACUAUGAAACAUUUGUUUGUGAAAAUGUAAAAGCAGGACAGCUGAUACAGACUGUGAGUGCAGUUGACAAAGAUGAGCCUCCUCGAGGACACAAAUUUUUCUUUGAGGUGGUACCAGAAUUUGCUGUUCAUCCAAACUUCUCCAUUGUAGACAACAAAGAUAACACAGCAGGAUUUUUUUUUAUGACUAGAAGAAAUGGAUACAGCCGUAGUAAGAUGAGUACCUAUCUCCUGCCAAUCAUAAUAUUUGACAACGACUACCCGAUCCAGAGCAGCACUGGCACGCUGACCAUCCGAGUGUGUGCCUGCGACAGCCAGGGGAACAUGCAGUCCUGCAAUGCUGAGGCCUUGCUCCUCCCUGCUGGUCUCAGCACAGGGGCACUGGUUGCCAUUCUCCUCUGCAUCGUUAUCCUGCUAGUAUUAGUUGUCUUGUUUAUGGCUCUCAAGAGACAGAGGAAGAAAGAACCCUUGAUCAUCUCAAAGGAUGACGUUCGGGACAACAUAGUGACCUACAAUGAUGAAGGAGGUGGGGAAGAGGACACCCAGGCUUUUGACAUUGGCACACUGAGAAAUCCAGAAGCGAGGGAGGAAAGUAAGAUGAGAAGAGACGUUAUCCCAGAAACUAUAUUUCAGAUAAGACGGACUGCACCUCUUUGGGAAAACAUUGAUGUCCAAGAUUUUAUUCAUAGAAGGUUAAAGGAAAAUGAUUCAGACCCAGCUGCUCCUCCUUAUGAUUCACUAGCAACAUAUGCCUACGAAGGAAAUGAUUCCAUAGCAAAUUCGCUCAGCUCCCUUGAAUCGCUUACCACAGAUGGCAACCAAGACUAUGAUUACCUCAGUGACUGGGGACCUCGGUUUAAAAAACUAGCAGAUAUGUAUGGUGGAGAGGAGAGUGAUCGAGACUGAGAAAGUAAUCCGUGACCUGGUCAGUGUUAGUGGAAUUCAUGUCUAUGUUACUAGAUAAAGUGGCCUACUCUCUCUUACUUGGGAAUAAAAAAUUUACAAAAAAUAGGUGUUGUCUUAGUAAGGGUUUACUUAAUCUAUAAGUCAACGUGAAUGAAUAUGAAUGAUUUAGAUUUUUAAAAAUCUAUAACUCACCCUCUCUGUCUAGAAACCUCUGAUGAAAGGUUUUUGUUGACAAUGAAAAGACAAUAAAAGGCUUUUUGUGCCUUUAAUAAUGAGAAUGAAACUUAGGGUUUUUUAAUUGCUUUGCAUUACUUUUCCUACUAGCUGGGACAGUGUGCACCUGCAUUGUAA
Molecule: messenger RNA, 2499 nt
Organism: Cariama cristata (Red-legged seriema)
Lineage: Eukaryota; Metazoa; Chordata; Aves; Cariamiformes; Cariamidae
Product: cadherin-9-like
Biological process (GO): multicellular organism development; cell-cell junction assembly; calcium-dependent cell-cell adhesion
Cellular component (GO): catenin complex; plasma membrane; adherens junction
Molecular function (GO): cadherin binding; calcium ion binding
Source: RefSeq, a predicted model, not a curated record